GUACAGCUCAGUUUAAUACGCUUAUUUUGAGAUAUUGUGAAGAAUUUGUUGUUCACCAAUAUUCAUCCACCGUGAUUAAUCAGCAUGAGCAUAAUAACAUCCACCAUCAGCAGCAUCAUUGACUCGGAGCUCUUCAAAAAAUUACGUCAGCCCUUGAUGUAUUGCUCCAUGGUAGCCUUGACGAUGGGUGUCCAGGAGAUUUGCCAGCAAGUUGUAUUUAAUUGUCCAUGCAAAAGACACUUCGAGUAUGGGCUGGCAUUUUUAUGCGGACCAGCCAUUCUUUUGUUUUUCCUAGGCAUUUUCUUGGAUGACACUCUAUGCCGUACUGGCCCUGAAAGGGACACCGAGAAAGCCAGGACAAGCCCUGUAUGUCACUAUUUCAAGUUACUGUUCACUAUAUUCUAUGCAAUGACACUAGCAAGCGUCGCUCCAGUUGCCUGGUUGGUUCUAUCUUUCUUGCAACAAAAGUACUACACCUGCGCAUACUUUGGACCUCCCGUCGACAGAAUUUCAACUGCUACAAAUGCAACUGACAGAUGCCAUUUUAAGCUGGGCUUUCGAUCAAAAGAGAUGGAAGAAACCUACAAAACCAACAGUCAGAUUGCAGGCUGGUCACUCAUGAUCAUAUUCGUGCUCGUCCUUGUCAUUUCCAUCUACAUACGUCAAUGUAUGAAAAAAGGAAAGCGUCUGAAAAUACCGGGUCCUAAACACUACCACCGUGUUGAAGCCCAAGAAGCUGUUGAGCAGUACCACGCCAUUGCACUGGAACGCGUCAAAGAACAAGCAAAGAUGGUUAUUGAAAAUUUUUUCCCAGAAAUGGAGAGGCAUACAGAUGUCUAUUCCUAUUUGGAAGGCGUUGGAGAUAAAGUUCGCAAUAAAUACUAUAAGUAUUUAGGCAUACCACCGAACGAGCAACAGAGUACCCCAGAUGAUCUAACAGAGGAAGAUGGACAAACAGAAACAACCGUUUAAAUGCAGCCCUUCUGCAGUGGUGAAGAUCUGCCACUAAUAUCACCUGCCCGAACUGAUCCAUUGGAGAACCCUGGUGAAGUACCAUCGAUAAUUUAAAGAUAGAAGAUAAGUUGUCAAGAUUCUAUUGACAUGAGCUGAAAGUAUUUGUACGAUAAAGCUCAAUACAUAUUUCAAGGAUAUUUCGUAAAUUCAUGAGCUAAUACGUAAUAGGGUCUUGGUAAAUUUGAUUACUUGACGUAAAGCUUAAUUUUUUUGCUUCAACGCGUAUAUUUCAAUAUUUAAAAAUAUAUCUUUCUAACAUUUACUUUUGUGAUGGAGAAUAUAUUUGUAAUAUAUUUAAUAUGCUAAUUUUGUAUUUCACUCGCAGUUGAAAAUUAGCUCGGAGAGUUCGAAAUGUCCCGAGUGACUUUUUAGCAUUAACGUUAAUCUCGAAAUGUAUAUCCAA
Porites lobata is the source of this 1417-nucleotide messenger RNA. Lineage: Eukaryota; Metazoa; Cnidaria; Anthozoa; Scleractinia; Poritidae. The record is from the annotation of a GenBank genome assembly.